Molecule: messenger RNA, 855 nt
Organism: Aspergillus pseudonomiae
Lineage: Eukaryota; Fungi; Ascomycota; Eurotiomycetes; Eurotiales; Aspergillaceae
Product: MAPEG family protein
Exons: 1
Coding region: 121-627 (168 amino acids)
Cellular component (GO): membrane
Source: RefSeq, a predicted model, not a curated record
UCCGAGCCGCGGGAAUGGGGGCCAUUUCGGUGCUAUAUGUUGCAGUGAACAGCCACAUCUUCUUUUACAACCACACUCAUCCCUGUAGCAAGCGGCGAAUCAUAUCCUCACCUCACGAUAAUGGCGUCCUUGUUAACCGCUGUCGGCCUCACUCAAGCCCCUUUGUCGGCGCCCAUCCCUAAUUAUGGCCCGGGCUUCCUCAUCUUCCACUUCGCGUUCGCCUAUGGCAUCCUUUCCUCGCGUCCCCUCAAACAGUACUACGGCAUCGACCACCAAGAAUCUCCCCGUCAGGACCUGAACAAGUACGGCGAGGCAGCCGUGCGGGACGGCAAAAUUACCCGGAAGCAGCUCGAAAUGCUCCAGCGCAACGAAGCGGCGCAUGCCAACUCCGUCGAGAACUAUACCCUCUUCGUCGCAGGCAUCACCCUUGCCACCUACGCGGGCGUACCACGAACAACAAUCAAUGCGGUGGGCUUCACGUACACUGUGGCGCGGAUUCUCUAUGCGAUCAAUUACAUUACCGCGGAACGGCCACGUACCGCUGCGUGGCGAGGCCUCUUCUGGUGGGUUGGCAAUCUGAGUUGUCUGACACUGCUGUGGAAGGCUGGGCAGGCUCUCAGUGAGUAGGUGGCUUCGCGCCUGGAAAACCGGCCAUUGCUUCUGUCUUCAUAAUAGAUGAUGACUUCAACUUAACCUUAUAAACCUGUUAAUAAUAGCUGAUUACUAUAAUAAAACAAUGUAUCUUAGAUCUCAGCAUCCAACAAAGUAAAGAUAUGAUUAAUCAUAUAUUGAACAUAACCAGCACAUUCUAGCGCGAAUAAAAAUUCGGGAUUCAAUAAUUGAUGUUAUACUGAA